AUGAUACAACGCUGGUCGGUGCUCUCUGCCGAAGGCGCGUAUGGCGUCACCCGGCUCGGCGUGCCGCUUCGAAUCGUCGUCGGUGCUCCCUCGUCUGUGCUCUAUCUCGACUCGACGCGACCAGCGCAAAGCUGCAGCCCAGAGAAGAACACUGGGCCGCAUCACGUGUGCACAUCCUUCUCUGUUCCGAAAGAGAACUGCAACGGGUACGAUGAGUACGGCCACGGGUUGGGAAACAUACAAGGAAGUUGGGCAAGCGAGUGGCAAAGCGCUCUGCUCGACCGCUUUGCGACCAAGAACAUUCGCUAUUUCGGCGAACUCGACACACGGCUGCAAAACUUUGUAAGCUAUCUGCAGCAGGUGUUUGGGCCCGGCAAGCCUCAGCAUCUUUCCCUGAUCCCUGAGACGGUGCAUGUCGGAGGCGAAUUGCCCAUGAUGCAGAUGGAGCUCCCGGAGUGGGGUUGCGUGGAGUAA
Molecule: messenger RNA, 474 nt
Organism: Emiliania huxleyi CCMP1516
Lineage: Eukaryota; Haptophyta; Isochrysidales; Noelaerhabdaceae
Exons: 3
Coding region: 1-474 (157 amino acids)
Source: RefSeq, a predicted model, not a curated record